GCGUUUCUUGGUUUCCGGUGCAUAAAGGUGACCGAGGAGACUGAUCAUUGGAAGCGGGCGCUGCGUUUUCAAACCGGAGACCUUUGUGCACAGGUGGCCUGCAGGUAACAGGGACGCCACCAUGGUGCUGCACCCAGAAGAAGCCAAAGUGUUGCCCCCACCUGGCAUUUUGAAUAGGAAUUCAUUUUGGAUCGGAACGGUGAGCUGGUUCACGGCACUUCUGCACAACGCGCUGAACCGCAGGCCACCACUCAAAGCUGGUGUGCACCGCCAGGUUCUUUUUGUAAGCAUCGGAUGGUUUUUAGGUUACCAUCUUACCAAAUGGGAAAACUAUACACAUGCCAAGUUAGACAGAGAUAUGUCAGAAUAUAUGCGGCUACAUCCAGAACUUUUUAAACAAAAAGAAAAAAAGACUUUUGCUGAAGUGCUGGAGAAAUUCUACCCGAUUCGCUGAGUCUGAAGCUGAUCUUCCUUUAAAAUCAAGGACCUUCAAUUGCAAUGUUUUUACAGUCUGAUAAAAUCCUUUCUGAGAACUUUCUUGACUGGGAGGGCACACCUUAUAAAUGUAAAAUAUUUACUGAGUAAUAAAAUAUUUCUGACAAUGUG
This is a messenger RNA of Erpetoichthys calabaricus (reedfish), 606 nucleotides long. RefSeq names its product NADH:ubiquinone oxidoreductase subunit C2 (gene ndufc2). Bases 122 to 454 code for a protein of 110 amino acids. Gene Ontology annotation, cellular component: mitochondrial inner membrane. The record is from RefSeq and is a predicted model, not a curated record. NCBI's taxonomy places the organism in Eukaryota, Metazoa, Chordata, Cladistia, Polypteriformes, Polypteridae. Gene Ontology annotation, biological process: mitochondrial electron transport, NADH to ubiquinone. The transcript has 3 exons.